This is a messenger RNA of Sphaeramia orbicularis (orbiculate cardinalfish), 2056 nucleotides long. It is a transcript of the gene lmo4lb, whose product is annotated as LIM domain transcription factor LMO4-B. Bases 393 to 872 code for a protein of 159 amino acids. The record is from RefSeq and is a predicted model, not a curated record. The transcript is spliced from 5 exons. NCBI's taxonomy places the organism in Eukaryota, Metazoa, Chordata, Actinopteri, Kurtiformes, Apogonidae.
UUGAUGAAUAGUGUCGCUGUCAAAAAGCGGUAGAAACAGAUGAAGGGAGGCAUGUUGACAGAAAGACGUCCGUAACGGAGAGGACAGGAAGAAGCGUUGCGUCAUGUGGGUCCGUCACGGCUGCGUGGGUUUGCGGUUCUAAGAACUGGAGGAGCUGGAGGAGUUUGGCCAACUAUUACCGCGCGUCCCGGGCUUCAUGUCGUACUGCUUCCACACCGAAAAAUGUCAAGUGUAAGCGGGGUCGUACAGCUGUAAACGCGUUCUAGUUCCUGUGAUUGUAUUUAUUUAUUUAUUUAUUUAUUUUUAUUUUGUUUCUUCAUCUUCUGAAAGUUCAACUCAGGAGGAAAACGCUUGGCUCUUGAAGGAGCCUCUGAGGGCCCAUAUCAGUCAGCAUGGUGAACAGCCAGGCGUCAGGUGUCCUGCCGGCCCCCAGGUCGUGUGCAGGAUGUGGGGGAAAGAUUGCAGACCGCUUCCUGCUCUUCUCCAUGGAGCGCUACUGGCACACUCGCUGCCUCAAGUGCUCUUGCUGCCAAGCCCAGCUGGGAGACAUUGGCACCACCUGCUACAGCAAAGGGGGCAUGAUUCUAUGUCGGAGUGACUACAUCAGGCUGUUCGGGCACAGCGGGGCGUGUGUUGCCUGCGGCCAGUCAAUCCCAGCCAAUGAAAUGGUGAUGAGGGCACAGGGAAAUGUUUACCACCUCAAGUGUUUCAGCUGUGCCACCUGUAGAAACAGACUGAUGCCUGGCGAUCGCUUUCAUUACAUCAACGGUACAAUCUUCUGUGAGCACGACAGACCUGGCGCUGCCUUGCUCAACAGCCACCUGCCCCCACUUCAGAGCAACUCUGUGUUGACAGACCAGAAGGUUUGCUGAGCGUCGGAAGCGCUGUGUGUUACUGUUGUCUUUCCACCGAGUGUCAACUCUAGUACUGCUACUGUCACUGUUGUGGAUUCUCAUCACCGCUGCCUCCCUUUAUUAUUAUUUUUUUUUUUACUAUCCCAGAGAGGACUCAUUGAGACAUUCUGUCCAACCUGGCGCCAUAUCAAAGACUUUACGUACCAAGUCUUGUUUUUGUUGUGUUCAAUGUUGCUUCAUGCAAAGACUUAACAGUAUGAUUGGACUGCAGAAGCAAAAAGGCUCCCUAAAGACUCGCAGAAAGCUGGAGGGAUACAAUGAAAGCCCGAGCUAUCUGCCGCAAAAAACAGGGAACAAAAGAAGCUUGAGUGAACGUUUGAUGGACUGCUGUAAAAUGACUGUCAACGCUUUGCUUAUGCCAUGUGGCAUUAUUUCCCCUGAGCGUCAGUGUUUUUAAUGAACUCUUGAUCUCUGUGUUGUGUAUGUUAAUCUGAGAUCCUACACACUGAGGUUUGAAUAGAAAAAUCCGAGGUAUCCGGAUGUAGAAUGUCGAAAUAAGGAGAGAUUGAAACCCAAGCCAGAUUUUUGUCAGAGUAAUGAAAAAGCUGUCGCUGUUACUAUGAGUCCUAAUUUUUCAGACAUAAAGAAGAACUGACAUUUUGUUGUAUUUCUUCUGUAGAGUUUUAUUUCUUUAUCAGAUGCCUGUUCAAUGUGUGAAAAAAAAUUGUGCAGUUCAAAAAACAAAUAUCCUAUUAAACCAAUUUUCCUGUUACAUGUCAAGACGCAAGCCGAGGUCAUUUUGAAGCCCCUUAGCGGCAUUAGAGUGGCACUGGUACCUAGUGUGGUGGAUGUGGCUGUCUCUCUCACUCUCUUUAGCCCUGUAUGGUGAAAACAUGCCUGAUUACCCUGAGGAAUGGAAUUAGGGGCUUGAGCUUUGACCAUUUACAGAAGCAAUUAAACAUGAGCCCUGUAUCUGUGCUGCUGGAGCUCCUGGGAGGGUGAACUUGGGGCAUAUCCCGUGGCUGACUGGCUCGGUGGCUGCCUGCCUGCCUGCCUGCCUGCCUCUAAUAAAGCCUAAUCUGAAAGCAGCCUAAUUAAAGGGGAGUGGCCCCCUCUACAUCCAGGGCAUUUGAAACAAUCUGAUGUAUUUACUGUUUACCAUGUUCCAAUUAAAGCUCCCACACAGCCUGGUUUGUUUCCCA